AUACAGAGCCGCCCGCUUGAUCGAGUUUACUCUUCUAAAGAGCUUCUGGAGGCAAAUACUAUUACAGUCAACACGCCACAGCUGACUUAUUAUCUCAUGCAAAUCUGCUGCAAGUGCUGAACUUUCCACCCUGUGUGUGUGUGUUUAGGAGGAGAACCUCACACACACGUCCAGCUGCUUUCACAUAAGAAUCGGUUUGUCAGCCUCAGCUUUAUCACACCUGCACCAUGAGGAAAGGCUCCUGUUGCAUGUUCUCGUCCGGAGUCAUCGGCGCUCUUCUCCUGGUCUCGGGAAUCGCCCUGUUUGUGUCCGGUGUUUUCCAGACCUUUAUCCACAACAAGCUGAAGAGGGAGAUCACGCUGACAGAAGGCAGUAAAGUUUUUGCCACAUGGAAGAAUCCUCCGCCUCCAGUCUUCAUGCAAUUCUUCUUCUUCAACGUCACCAACCCUGACGCCUUCCUGACGGGAGAAGCCAAACCUCGCCUCACUGAGAUGGGGCCGUACACCUACAGAGAGUACAGGCCCAAACACAACGUGUCGUUUGUGGAGAACGGGACGAAGGUCGCCGCUUAUACACCCAAAUAUUUCGUCUUUGUGCGUGAGAAGUCUGUGGGAGACCCGAGUGUGGAUAUGGUGACGACCGUGAACAUCCCAGCAGUGGCCGUGAUGAAUCGGAUCAAAGGCAUGGGGUUCUGGGUGUCCUCGGGCAUCUCCAUUUACAUGGGCUCCAUCGGCACCACCAUGUUCAUGACACACACUGUGGACGAGCUGCUGUGGGGCUUCAAAGACCCGUUGCUCACUCGCCUGCGCACCAUAAAGCCUGACACCGACGAGAACUUCGGCCUCAUGCUCAAUAAGAACGGCAGUGAUGACGGAGAGUUUGUGUAUCACACCGGAGAGCAGAACUACCUGGACUUCGGACGCAUUUACACCUGGAAGGGACAAAAGAUGCUGUCCUUCUGGAAGACCAACCAGAGUAACAUGAUCAACGGCUCCGACGGCAGCAGCUUCCACACGUUCCUGACCAAAGAAGAGCGACUGAACGUCUUCACUCCCGACCUCUGCAGGUCGAUCCACAUGCGCUUCGAGAAGGAGGUGGAGGUGAAGGGAAUCCCAGCGUACCGCUUCACUCCUCCUCGAGCCGUGCUCGCCAGCGGGAAGAACAACCCGGACAACGAGGGCUUCUGCCUCACGCCCAAUAAGUGCCUGGACGACGGUGUGCUGGACGUGUCUGUGUGCCGCAAAGGUGCUCCUGUAGUCAUGUCUUUCCCUCACUUUCAUCUGGGUGAUGAGAAGUACGCCAAUGCCAUCGAGGGUAUUUCUCCUGUCCACGAGCAUCAUCAGGCCUUUCUGGAUCUGAACCCUACUAUGGGAAUGCCCGUUCGUGCCAUGAAAAGAGCUCAGAUCAACAUUCAUCUCGACAGAAUAUCUGGCUUUCCUAUGACCAAGAGUCUCAACGGCACUAUCUUCCCCAUCGUGUUUGUGAACGAGUCGGUGGUUAUUGACGAUGCUUCGGCUGCGAGGAUUCAGAAGCUUCUGCUAAUCGUGACUCUAGUCUCUCAUUUUCCUCUUAUCAUCAUCGCUCUGGGAGUCAUCCUACUCUUAGUCUCUAUCAUCCUGGCCAUACGCUUCUAUCAAAACAAGACUGAAGUGAAGCAUUUUGAUUUCGCUGAGGCUUUCCGCUGUGCUCCUCCAUCCGCAAAGAAAGACACAUCAUAUGCACCUGUGAGUGGCAAAGUGGACGAUCAAGACGAGAAGAAUGGAAUGUUUAUCGGCAUGACAUCCGUGGACAAGUCCUAAACUGCUGAAGAGUGUGUGUGUGUGUGUGUGUGUGUGUAUUGGAGUGUGUGUGGGAGAGUGUGUGUCGGAGUAUGUGUGUGUAUGUGGUCACAGAUGCUGUCUAACAAGCACUAUCAGUAGUUUGUUGAGUGGUGUGUGUCAGUCACACACUGACUCUUCCUCAGGACUAAAGCCGAUUGGAAACGGGCAUCUUGAUGAACCCGUUGAAGAGUGUCUAUACACACACACUUCAGGGUCCUUUGUUUAGUUACAUAUUUAAACACUUUAAGCAACACUGAAGCUGCUGUAAGUGAUUUUUAGGAGGUUCACACACACACACACACACACACACACACACUACUCUCGCUGUCCCUCUCCGUCCUCUCGCUCUGGACAAGUGUAUGUGUGUGUGUUAGUGGGCGGAGUUUGAUACAGAGGCCAUGUGUAUCUUUUAGUGGGCGUGGUUUGACACACAGGGCGUGUGUAUCUUUUAGGGGGCGGGGUUUGACACAGACGGCAUGUGUAUCUUUUAGUAGGCGGGGUUUGACACAGAAGGCGUGUGUAUCUUUUAGUGGGUGGUGUUUGACACAGAGGGCGUGUAUAUCUUUUAGGGGGCGGGGUUUGACACAGAAGGCGUGUGUAUCUUUUAGUAGGCGGGGUUUGACACAGAAGGCGUGUGUAUCUUUUAGUGGGUGGUGUUUGACACAGAGGGCGUGUGUAUCUUUUAGGGGGCGGGGUUUGACACAGAAGGCGUGUGUAUCUUUUAGUGGGUGGUGUUUGACACAGAGGGCGUGUGUAUCUUUUAGGGGGCGGGGUUUGACACAGAGGGCGUGUAUAUCUUUUAGUGGGCGGGGUUUGACACAGAGGGUGUGCGUGGUUGAAGUCAAUAAAGCUCCUGAAAUCACUUGCAGCACCUUUAACAUUUAAACACUAUGUUGACUGAGUUUCACAACUUCUGAAGGCCAAACAAAAGCAACGUUAUAUUUGUGUUACUGAAUGGUCGGUUCACACAGGAGAUGCGUUCAGAAACACCUGGUAGUUUUACUUUGACAUGGCAAGCUUAUCCCGAAUUUCCACCAACAGCGGAAGGGCUGCAGAUCCGCUCAGGAACGGCGGCAGAGUAAAUAGGUUUCCGCUAAAGUCAAAGUGUGCAUUUUCACUGAUUGCGGAACGGCUGCGUGCGUUCCGACUCCGUCCCAGCUCUGGAGACCGCAGCCCAGAUACGCAGAGUUUCUAUUUUCGCCGGAUGCCGGAGAGCGCCGCAGGAAGUCGAGCACAGAAACUAAAUAAAACAUUCGGUAAUUUCCAAAAUAAAAAUAUAGUUUUCCCUUUUCCAACAAGAACAAUAGUUAACUUUAUUUACACAACCUACUUUCACAAUACAUUCAAAAAGGAACCCAAAUAAACAUUUAGCAUUUUAAAAGUCGAUUAGUUAAUUUUAAAUAUUGUACUAGAAUCACAAUAAUUACCACAAAAAAGGGAGAUCAGCAGGUACACAUAGGCUAGUCCCCUGUGCUUCUCUAGAUGGAAACAAACUAUUGCUGAUUUUGUGGUUCUGUUUAUAGAAACUACAUCCUGUUAUAUCGCGCGAUCAAAUGUAAAUUUGCGAGAUACCGUGUGUCCUCGUGACUUCAGCUGUCAGUCAUGCCUGCA
Messenger RNA from Pimephales promelas (fathead minnow), 3431 nucleotides. It is a transcript of the gene scarb2b, whose product is annotated as scavenger receptor class B, member 2b. Lineage: Eukaryota; Metazoa; Chordata; Actinopteri; Cypriniformes; Leuciscidae. The record is from RefSeq and is a predicted model, not a curated record. Gene Ontology annotation, cellular component: lysosome; cytoplasm; membrane. Gene Ontology annotation, biological process: receptor-mediated endocytosis; protein targeting to lysosome. Gene Ontology annotation, molecular function: scavenger receptor activity.